Molecule: messenger RNA, 1533 nt
Organism: Danaus plexippus (monarch butterfly)
Lineage: Eukaryota; Metazoa; Arthropoda; Insecta; Lepidoptera; Nymphalidae
Exons: 3
Coding region: 163-1047 (294 amino acids)
Source: RefSeq, a predicted model, not a curated record
UUCUGCCAGAUUAGUUGUUCGCUAUUCAGUAUUGAGCGAUCUCUCACACGCAUUGGAUGUGUUGAAGCAGCCUUUAAGUUAACGGGAAAAUACGGAUUGUGCUUUUUCACUGCUAGAAAUACUUGAUAUAAUUUUAUUGACUUUGUUCUGCAAAACUUAAAGAUGAGGUAUCAUUUUAUUGUUUUAUCAAUAAUAUUCUAUGUCUUAAUGAGAGCUGACGGUCGAAAUUUGGAUAAACAUGAAACGAAUAGCAAAUUAGACGACAAUAGUGCAACACAUGUCCACAAUAAAAUUGAACGCCAGUCGAGAUAUCGGCGACAAUCCUUUAACGGAAAUUAUCCAGACAACAUGAGAUUAUACAGAAAUAUUGGAUUAGAUGACUAUCUAACAGACAUGACCUUUUCUAUUAGAGAUAUAGCGGCUAGUCUGAAUCAUUUAACAAGAAAUAAUCAAUAUAAUCCUUUUAAUUAUGACAGAAGAGAAUAUAGUUGUAAUUGCGAUGAAUCGAUACGUAAAUUAUUAUCCAUAGUUGAAGAGCUUGCAUCACGCGCAAAAAAUCCGCCCUCACCGCCACCACCACCGUCCAUCCAGGUUGUAUACAUUCCAUAUCAAGUUCCUGAUAAUAUCAAAGGCGUACUAGAAAAAAAUAUGAGCGUUGGGUUUAGAAUAGACGUAGACGAUAAAAAUAGAAUUUGGCCGAAUAAUCCAAGGGAGGCAUCAGCUGAAGACGAAGAAAACGAUGGUUCAAGACCGAUCUCGUUUAAAACGGUUUCUCCAAAAAGGCCUACAAGCAAACCUCCUCCAUUCGACCACGGAAGCAAACAAGAAGGGAUUCAAACAACGACUCCAGUGUCAAUUAAAAAGCAUACCUUAUGUGAGGGAGCCAUAUUAACUUGUUGCGGAUUGAAAAAUGAGGAACGCAGCGAAUGUUUCACCAGCUAUAAAUGCUUAAAGAACUACGACCUCGAACAAGCGUGUCACCCCCAAGUUGUAGCAGCGGUUCUUGAUAAAUUUCAAAAACUUUAUGGCCCCAACAGUGACUAUUAAGAUAAGAUAAGCUAGUUCUUAAGGAAUCUAUAAAUCAGUAUUUCUUUGGCAUUUAGAAAGUCCUAUGUUUAACAUUGUUAGUGUAUACGUUUCUAGUUUUAGAACCUGACAGUUAUGUAAUACUAUUUCCUUAACUAAAGCAGCUUUAAUAUGUUUAAUAAAUAAUAAUUUUAAUUUAAAUAAAUUAUUGACACUAUUGAGAUUUCGAUGUAUGAAAACUAUAUUAGUUUCACUGUAACUUAAAUUAAACAUUGUAUGUUUCUUUCUUUUUAAUAUAAAAAAAAACCUAGAUAUCUACCUACCUACCUUAGUUGAUAGUACGGUAUACUAAAAUUGUAUUAUGUUAUCGAAUAAGUCUUUAGGAACUUCAGUAUUAAAUCACUGAACAUUAUUAGAAUAUUUAUUUAAGGAAUUAUAAUAUUUUAGUUCUUUGUUGGUAAUCCUCUUUUGUUAUGUUGUUUUGAAAAACAAAUAAAAAUGUAUUAA